CGCACUCGUUUCGAUUCACUCCACUUUCUCGUCACACUCGGUGCAGUGCGUGACCUGCUCCGUGCCGGACCGGGAGGCGUCGGGGCGGAAACGAACCAGACGUGCACCGCUGCAUCUAACUCCUACCGGACCUUCUGGUUAUACACUUUUUUUUGGGAGGGGAGGGGAGGGGGGGUCUGUCUCCUCUCCAUUGGUCCCGGUGCGCCCAGAGCCAGCAGCUCCGCCACCCAUCAGUCAGCGCGCCGUCAGCGGAGGAUGCUGCCGCGGCUAACAGCCCGGUGGUAACGUUUCCACGGAGUACCAGAGGGUGACCCGCCCCUGUCCGGACGGGUCCAACCUCUCCCGGACUCCCGCCGCCUCUGGAGGACGUGGUGCGCUGGUCACGACUGUAAAACUGGACUCAGAUUGUGGGGAACUGAGGGGACCACUGCCACCGUGACUGGAUUGUUUAAUUCCUCUUUAAGUGUUUUUAAUUAUAUAUUUUUUUUUAUUUUAAAACAUCGUUCUGGUGGAUUUUUACUAGUUUUUAUUUUUAUUAUUUUUAUUUUUUUUCCCUUCGGAGGCGGCUCCGUCUGGAUACCGAGGAGGACCAGAGCCUUUAGCCCGGGCGGGAGCGUUCAGAACCGUGGAACCGUGGGGCUCCGUACCGAUCCAGAGCGUUUUUUUUUUUCUGGCAGAGGCAUGGCGGUGCUGAGGUGGGAUGUUCUGCCGUUCAUGGCAGCCAUCCUGAUGGUUUCCCACUGCGGAGGACCCACAGACAUCUUGUAUAAAGUGUAUGAGGAGCAGCCGCCCAACACGCUGAUCGGCAGCCUGGCGGAGGAUAAGGGCCUUCCCGAUACCAGACACCUCUACAAGUUGGAGAUUGGUGCUCCGUACCUGAGAGUGGACGGUAAAACCGGUAACAUCUAUACCACUGAUAUCCCCAUUGACCGCGAGAUGCUGGAAAACUGCAACUUGUUUGAGGAAGAUAAAUGCUUCCUGGAGAUUGAGAUGUCGAUCACUGAUAUGGUAAAAGGGAUCGGCUCGGGGCCACGGCUGAUCGAAGGUCUCAUUGAGGUUCUGGACAUCAACGACAACACACCACAGUUCUCCUCGCCCAUCCUCACCCUGUCAAUUCCAGAGAACACACUAAUCGGUGCUCUCUUCGCCAUCCCCAUGGCCACUGACAGGGACUCUGGAUCCAACGGCGUGGCUGAGUACUCCCUAAGCACGGGACCGGACGCUGACCAGCUCUUUGGUCUGCAGGUCGCCCUGGACACAGACGAGAAGCAGCCACAGCUGGUUGUCAUGGGCAACCUGGACCGGGAGAAGAAGGACUCAUAUGACCUGAACAUUCGAGUUGUGGAUGGUGGGAACCCGCAGAGGGCAAGCAGUGCUCUUCUGCGGGUUACUGUGACUGACCAGAAUGACAACCAGCCAAAAUUCGAGAGGAGUCACUACGAAGCGGAAUUACCAGAGAACAGCCCACCGGGUCACUCAGUGCUGCAGGUCAGAGCCAAUGAUGCUGACACCGGAAUCAAUGGAGAGAUUGAAUACAGCAUACAUCAGGCAUCCGAAGCUGUCCAGAGGCUCCUACGUAUCAACCGUACUACAGGCACCAUUCACGUCAAAGGCUUGGUGGACAGAGAGGAUAUCAGUGUCCUCAGGUUCUUUGUAGUUGCCAGAGAUCGUGGUCCAAAUCCAAAGAGUACCAAGGUUCCUGUGAUUGUCAGUGUCAAGGACCUGAAUGACAAUGCACCAUCUGUCGAGAUCCGCAGCAUUGGUUUGGUAGUCCUUCAAGAUGGUGUGGCCAACAUAUCUGAGGAUAUGCCCGUUGGUACACCAGUAGCACUGGUCCAAGUGUCAGAUCGUGAUGAGGGGGAAAAUGCUGUUGUGACCUGUGUGGUUGCUGGAGAUGUCCCAUUUCAGCUUCGACCUGUAAGUGACUCAAAUAAUGAUCGGAGAAGAAAAUACUUCCUGCAGACAACAACUCUGCUAGAUUAUGAACGUAUUAAAGAUUACAGGAUUGAAAUAGUUGCUGUGGAUUCUGGAAAUCCAGCGCUGUCCAGCACCAACUCCCUUAAAGUUCAGGUCACAGACAUGAAUGACAACACACCGAAUUUUUCUCCUGCACUGCUUGAAGUAGACUUUCCAGAGGGCAACCAGCCAGGCGACAAAGUUCUUGAUGUCAUGGCCUCAGAUGCAGACAGUGGUAGUAAUGCAGAGCUGGUCUAUAGCAUCAUUGAGCCCUCAGCUACCAGACUGUUUGAGGUUGAUGCCAAAACCGGGGAAGUUCGUGUAAAAAACAUGUUGGAUCGAGAGGAGACAGAGCGUUUUGAGUUCCGUGUGGCAGCUGCAGACAAAGGUAUCCCAAGUAAAACUGGAACUGCUACAGUGGUGGUAAAUGUUCUAGACCGAAAUGACAACGACCCAAAAUUCACUCUAAAUGGCUACAGCUUCUCCGUCAUCGAGAACAUGACUCCAGGAAAUCCAGUUGGAGUAGUGACUGUCACUGAUGCAGACAAGGGGGAGAAUUCCAAAGUUAAAAUUUCUGUAGAACCAGACAAUGGAAAUUUUCGCAUCCAAGAUGGCACUGGAACCAUCUUGUCAAGCAUCUCGUUUGACCGAGAGAAGGAGAGCACCUACACCUUCCGUCUAAAGGCGGUGGACAGUGGUGAUCCACCUCGUUCCUCAUAUGUUGGCGUGACCAUCAAUGUCCUGGAUGAGAAUGACAAUGCCCCCUACAUCACAAAACCUGCUAACUCAUCCUACAAAUACCUGUCACCUGUCACACCACCAGACACUAGCAUCGCAGUUGUUGAAGCCGAGGACAUGGAUGCUGGACCCAAUGCUGAGCUGCAGUAUUCCAUCACAGGUGGAAACCCCUAUGGCCUGUUCCAAAUUUCACAGAGCAGUGGGGAGAUAACGCUGGCACAGGAAUUCACUGGAAAGCACAAUGGACUACAUCGAUUGGUGGUGAAGGUCAGUGACCGAGGCAAACCUCCUCUCCACACCACUGCUCUGGUCCAUGUAUUUAUUAAUGACACCAAUUCUAACACCUCCCUUAUCGAGGCACUGGUUGGUCACAGUCUCUACACACCUCUAGACAGAGACAUUGCAGGAGAUCCCAACUACUCCUACAGUUCCCGCAGCAAUGUUUGGUAUGCCGUCCUUGCAGGUGCUGCUGGUGUUAUUCUGGUCAUUGUAGCUGUAGUGGUUAUCCGACACUGGCUGCAGAAGGAUACCAAGAGUGGUUACCAAGCUGGCAAGAAGGAGAGCAAGGAUUUGUACGCUCCUAAGCAGGGCCCAAAAAAUGGCAAAGUGAAAAAAGGCAAGAAAAACAAAGCUCCAAAACCCACCAAACCACUGGAGGAGGAUGAGGAGGCCAGCCUUCAAAAAGGCCUCAAAUUCAACCUCAUUAAUGAUGUCAAUGACAGUCCCAGAAUCCACCUGCCUCUUAAUUACCCCCCAGGAAGCCCUGAUCUGGGCAGACACUAUCGGUCCAACUCUCCCCUGCCAUCUAUCCAACUGCAGCCCCAGUCACCCUCUGCCUCCAAGAAGCACCAGGCUGUUCAAGACCUCCCUGCCACCAACACCUUUGUAGGAACUGGCGACAACAAUUCCACUGGUUCCGACCAAUAUUCGGAUUACAGCUACAAGGCCAAUCCACCCAAAUACAACAACAAACAGCUUCCCCACAGACGAGUGACCUUCUCCACUUCCAACCAGGCUCAAGAUCUGCAGGAUGCAUCCCAGCACAGCUACUACGACAGCGGCCUGGAAGAGUCAGAGACCCCCAGCUCCAAGUCAUCAUCAGGGCCACGGAUCGGACCACUGGCUCUGCCAGAGGACCACUACGAGAGAACCACACCCGAUGGCAGCAUUGGCGAGGUGGAACACCCGGAGAACGACCUCAGGCCUCUUCCCGACGUGGCGAUGACUGGUAACUGCACCCACGAGUGCACCGAGUUUGGCCACUCUGACUCCUGCUGGAUGCCCGGCCAGCCUUCUCCCAACCGCAAGGUUUCUAAAAGCACCCCCAAGCUCUCCACCUUUGUGCCUUAUCAGGAGAUGGAUGGACAGGAGCAUCUGAUGGCGAAUGGCAGCCCCAAGCCCAUGAUGACAGAGGAGCGUGGACCGGGUGGUGGCGGCGCCGGUGGAAACAACUCCAAAGUGGCCAACAUGAGGUUCAUGACACCCUACAGCAGUGCCUACCCCAGGAGCGGAGACUCGUCUGGUAAAGACUCUGGGCUGGAGGAGAUCCCGCUGAGCCAGGCGGCGGAAUGCCACUCAGCCACCACCCCUACUGGCCAGACCUCCAAGAGGGAGAUCUACCUGUGAGGGUGCACCUCUCCAACUUUAAACACCACCUCUGUUCCUACCGUUUCUCAGCUCACAGUGCUUACCGCCUCACCUUCCUACCCCUCUACAGUCGCUCCCUGUGCCUAUAACUUACUGUCCAGCAGCACUGACUCACCCUCCCUCCUUCUCCAUUUUUAUAUCUGCAUCACCGAACAAGGCUUUAGACCCCCACCUGUCACAGCUGCCGCCACCCCUUCUAGAACCCAAUCAAAUGUAAAAUAAAAAUGAAAGCUGAAGAAGUCACACGGUUUUUGCUGCUGUGGAAGGAAUGGAAACUACACCGCAUCGUUGGGACGAGUCGUGGGAAACUAUUUAGCUACUCACGUACUGGAGUUUAAGUUUUGUGCGUUCCGUUAAGCUGUGGUGGAACUAAAAGAUCUUCUGGGGGGAAUCGAGGGGAACAAACUUCAUGUAAAUCCUACUUAAGUAUACUGUGUAAUCCUAUCUAUUCUCAGUUUUUUGUCGGACUGGAAUUUUGGUUGAUCUAACUUUUGUGUGGCAACUCCAGAGGCUGUAUGGUGACAUUUUUAGACCAACAGCUCUUGAUGAAGACAUUUGUAGAAAUGCAGAUGUUUUCUACACAAUCACUGGAGUUGUAGGCUUUCAGUUCUGUAUUUAGUUUUCUUUUUUUCUGUUCUGAGGUAUUUUUCAGUGUACAGAGAUGUAAAUACUACAAACAGUGACAAAGGAAACCUCUGUGGAUCCCAGACCGUUGUGCUGCAGAUCUUCACCUAACGUUGUUUUGAUAGACUGAAGAUCUGACGUCACGGUGUUUUAUCAAGUCGCUGCAGGAAUCUGGACUCUGGAGCAUCACCGACGGUGCCGAGUUACAACCACGAGCCUUUUUCUGUUCCUUUUUCUUUCUCUACAGCUCACAACACGCUGGAGUUUGAUUUUGUGAGGGGUGAAAAUACCACAGGUACACCAAAACCAGUUUGUUUUCAAGACGUAAAAUAAACCUGAUGUUCUUAGAGCUUCAUCAGACUCAUCAUGCCCAUGCUGUCAUCAAUAGUCUAUCAUAAUUCAAUAAACAUAAAGAUGAACACUUUUAAUAGUUUAAUUCAAAUUAAAGUUUCCACACAUGAACAGA
Molecule: messenger RNA, 5431 nt
Organism: Nothobranchius furzeri (turquoise killifish)
Lineage: Eukaryota; Metazoa; Chordata; Actinopteri; Cyprinodontiformes; Nothobranchiidae
Product: protocadherin-1
Biological process (GO): homophilic cell-cell adhesion
Cellular component (GO): plasma membrane
Molecular function (GO): calcium ion binding
Source: RefSeq, a predicted model, not a curated record